Molecule: messenger RNA, 2589 nt
Organism: Dermacentor andersoni
Lineage: Eukaryota; Metazoa; Arthropoda; Arachnida; Ixodida; Ixodidae
Cellular component (GO): membrane
Molecular function (GO): serine-type endopeptidase activity
Source: RefSeq, a predicted model, not a curated record
GUGAGCCGCGGAGAAGGAAGGGACAAGUUACAGCAAUAUAUGAAUUACAAGUCUCAUUAGAACGAUCGUCUUUAUGAAAAUUACGCGCGAUGAAUUCAGCGGGAAAGUAAGCGCCAGAGUGAGCGGCUGCACAGAGCGGUAAGCGUUUCUUUGGCUUCCGGGUUUCCGCUCUCGUGUCAGUAAAGAGUAGCAGCAUGAGACCAACAGACAGCGUGAAGCAAGACCAAGGUGAACACAGAGAAAAGCAAGACGACGGUUCCUCGUCGAAUGGUACAGACGACUGGAAGUCCGGGAAAGAGCCUCGCCCUUCGGCGGGCGCACAAGUUGAUCCGGCCACAGUUGCUGCGCAGCCGAACAAAACAGUCAUAGCCAGUCAAGAGCCAGUCGGAAGCGGAGUCUCUGAAAUGUCGAUGGCCUCCGUGUCAUUGGCGCUGGACGCAUCCUCAUCGGGACAACGGCAAUCGGAAGCCGCGAUGCCAUCCUCCGGAGGGUCAGAACCGCUUCCGGACGUUGUGAGUGAGGCGUCUCAGACGUCGGACUCAGCGUCCGCCUCGUACAGGUCGCUCAACCUCCAGUACUCGCCAAGCAGAAGGCAGCAGGCGCAGCCGUCCAGUCCGAAGCUUGAGCUGCCUUCUGCCGACUCCUUUGUUGGUUCACCGAGCGCUGGUCAAGAAGCACCCCCAAGACCACUGUCCCAGCAAGCGCAGGUCCCGAGGUUCUGGUCUAUUCUGGCCCAUCUCACACACUUCCUCUCUCCCCAUGAGAAUAAGCCGGGCAUACAACUCGUCCGCAGUGCUGACCAACCUGACUCCAUCCAGAGCUUUAAACGAGAUGCUCGAGAGCCCACGAUGUCUGCAAGGUUGGUUCAACAGGCUGGCGGGAGGCUUCCUUCGAAGCAAGAGAACGAUGAGGACGGGGCACACGUGGAGUCGCGCACUUUGCUUGUUCCGUGGAGCCACAAGCCCCGAAGGCUUGAUCAGAUGCGAGGGAUGUGCGAAGCCACCGAAGAGUCGUUGCCACCUUCAAGUCCCGUAACUCCCUCGUCGCCCAUGAUAGACUCUCAAGCACAGGCCGCCUCUCCCGCGGAUGACUCAGAGUACGGCGAAACGUUUCCCGCACCCCGCAUCCCGUGGUUCACGCUCUUCGUCACAUGGCUUCAGGUGCGGGCGCACUGGAAAUUCCUUCACAAGUACUACCCCGAACGGUGCGCCAGCGUCGACACCAUCAUUGAAGAAGGCCACUGGGAACGGGCGCUGUUCGCCGCCUUCCAUCAUACGAGCGCCAAGCACCUCUUGUUCAACCUGAUGUCGUUCUUCACCAGUGGCCUCAUCCUCGAAGCAGCCCUGGGAACUGCGUACUUCGGCGCCGUCUUUGCGGCGCUCGUGGCUUUAGUAGGAUUGGUGCACACCUGUGUCAACCUGAUCGUAUGCAAAUACGCAUCUGUGCUACCGCUGCACACAGUCUGCGCACACACGUUCGCAGGCGUCACUGUAGCCACCGAUAUACUUACCCGGACUUACAUCGGAGGAUCGACAAUCCGCUACGGCAGCUACGAGUUCGAGUACCUAGAGUGCUGGGCUCUGUUGGCUGAGAUGUUCGUACUGGGUGGGAUUUCGGUGGACAAUCUUCUACCUAUGGCGAGUGGGCUCUUGGUUGGCGGUUUCCUGGCCAAGACGAAACUGGGAAGGUUUAUCAUACGUGUACGUCCUUCCCGGCGGCACGUGAACCUGUACGUUAUGCCGUGGGCACCCGUUACGUAUAUCUUCUCUGCGUCCAUCAUUGCUGCCUACAUCUAUGGGCCAUACGUCAACCACACGGCCACAGCGCAGCCGACGUUGGCUUUCCAAUAUCCCAUCUGGCAAGUGCCCGUUCUCCCAGCACUGUACUUACCCAACCUCUUUCAACUGGUCUACGUCACCCUUUCCCUACUGCCAGUAGGCGUGGAGCUGGAACGAGACCUUGGCCAUUUAAGGUUUAUGUGCGAGGUCACCGGGCUACUGCUGGGGGUCAGCUUGAUUCUCAACGGCUUGACCUGCGCGGUCUGGGAGCACGUGAUCGUCCACCACACCGAACAACCACCACCGGCCGCGCAUUCCACGUCCUGCGGCUGUGGUCUUGUCGGUGUCCUGCUGGCCCUGAAGAUCGUGCAUCGCGAUAAGAACAACGGCCGUCGCAACCGCUACCAGAUGGCGUCGUUUUCCGUACCUCUGCCUUUCUGGAUUGGCCUGCUUAUAGACUUCGCGCUCAUGUGGUGCUACAUGCCGACCGGUUCUUCAGUCGGACACGUCACUGGCGUUCUUCUCGGCCUCGCAGUCGCCAACAUCAAGAGCGAGAACUUCGCAAACUGCAUUCCAGGCGUCGGAAGUGCUUCGGCUCCUAGGAGGCCCCGAGAGAGCGCAGACGCAGCACCAGGGGCUUUAGGAAGCUAUGCUUCACGGAUAAGGCGUUCCCUGAUUGGUUGUUGAUUGCAAAUUACGUUUUUGCUUAAAACAAUGAAUGCGCUCUGCCAACGACGAGUCGAGCGUUUAUGAAUUCGUUACGCAAGAGGUGACAACAGCAGCGCAGCUCCCUGUUCAGUUGACCUCAUUG